Molecule: messenger RNA, 744 nt
Organism: Symbiodinium necroappetens
Lineage: Eukaryota; Dinophyceae; Suessiales; Symbiodiniaceae
Source: the annotation of a GenBank genome assembly
AUGUCCUUUCUCUGGCUUCUGGCUCACCGAAAUGUACUGGCUGCGUUGCUCUGCUGUGCCACAGCAAGCAAGCUGAGGAGAGUACCACAAGUCGAGGAGCUCGGGCUCCUGUGGCAACGUUGCGCCGCAGAAGGUGAUGAUUGCGCUUGUGGCAGUGGCCAUGUUCGCUUCGGUGAGGGGGACCGGUGGGUCGCCCUGCAGCUUGGUGCAAGAUCUGCCCCAGUGUCAUGCAAUAUCUCGAGCUUCGGAGAGGAUCCAGCUUUCAAUCGGAUGAAGGAGUGUUGGUGCGCUGUUCGGGCAAGCGAGAAUCUGCAACCUGCCCGUGUUGCCAUUGUCAUGCUUAGCCGACAUCCCCCAGACCUGAAGACCUGGAUCAGGUACCACCUUCAUCAUGAAGGGGUCGAACACAUCUUCGUAAGAGCUGAGGAUUCGCCGCAGAUCUCCGAAAGCGUCCAGCAGCUAUCAGCGCAGGACCAGGCGAAGGUCACGCUGUGGGCAACUCCAAGUCCAAGCUUACUUGGCCUAUCCUCGACGGACUCGCGCCCUGUGGACGACUACACCACUUUGCAGGCCAGGCAAACUGCCGCCAUGGCCAGAGCCAGGGAUGCCUGCAACCAGAUGGGGAUUGAUUGGCUCAUUCAUAUUGAUGACGACGAGCUGCUGUAUUCUCCGCAGAGCCGGAAGAUUGGGGAUCUGUUGGCUGCCGUGCCCUCAAACUUGGCACAGGCGGCAUGCAAGGGCUGA